Molecule: messenger RNA, 1651 nt
Organism: Hirundo rustica (Barn swallow)
Lineage: Eukaryota; Metazoa; Chordata; Aves; Passeriformes; Hirundinidae
Gene: SDR39U1
Product: short chain dehydrogenase/reductase family 39U member 1
Exons: 6
Coding region: 24-911 (295 amino acids)
Source: RefSeq, a predicted model, not a curated record
GUGUGCGCGUGCGCGGCUCCGCCAUGCGGGUGGUGGUGGGUGGUGGGACGGGCUUCGUGGGCAGAGCCUUGACCCAGCUGCUGCGGAGCCGAGGGCACCAAGUCACCCAUGUGUCGCGACGAGGGGGCAAGGACCGGAUCAGCUGGGAAGAGCUGUCCCGCUCCGGGCUGCCCCUGUGUGAGGCUGUGGUCAACUUGGCUGGGGAAAAUGUCCUCAACCCUUUCCGCAGAUGGGGUGAUGCCUUCUGCAGGGAGGUCAUCAGCAGCCGGGUGGAGACCACGAAGACCUUGGCCAAAGCCAUUGCUGCUGCUGAGCAGCCACCCCGGGCCUGGGUCCUCGUCACUGGCGUAGGUUAUUACCGCCCCAGCCCCACAGCUGAGUACACCGAAGACAGUCCAGGAGGGGAUUUUGACUUCUUCUCACGCCUGGUGAGCUCGUGGGAGGCUGCAGCUCUCAUUCCUGGGAGCCCAACUCGUGGCGUUGUGGUGAGAUCAGGUGUAGUGCUGGGUCGAGACGGUGGUGCAAUCUCUCAGAUGCUCUUGCCUUUCCGUCUGGGACUUGGAGGCCCCAUGGGCUCCGGACUCCAGCCCUUCCCAUGGAUCCACAUUCAGGACCUGUCUGGGAUUUUGUGCCACGCCCUGGAGAAGGAGUCUGUGCGAGGCAUCCUCAACGGCGUUGCCCCCUCCUCGCCUGGCACCUCCAAUGGCCGCUUUGCUCAGGAGCUGGCGGCGGCGCUGGGGCGCCCGGCGCUGGUGCCGGUGCCCGCCUGGGCUGUGCGCGCCGUCUUCGGGGCAGAGCGGGCGGUCAUGCUGCUGGAGGGACAGAGGGUGCUGCCAAAGCGCACCCUGGAGAGCGGGUACCGCUUCGUCUUCCCUGAGCUGCCCGCAGCUCUGAAGGACAUUGUGGCUUAAGGCCUCGGUGGCUGGGCUGUUUGUGUGAGCUCACAUGCUUUGCCAUGAAAGAGGGGAGCCCUGCCCUUUGACACUCCCUUAUCCUCGUCCAGAAAGGGUGAGCGAUGCUUUCCCCCUGUAUCUCCCUGUGUGCAUCCCCAGUUUAGGAGUUAGCCCUCUUACUGCCAUCUGAAUCUUAGCAUUACCUGGGCAUUGAAGGGGCUGUGUGUGCCAGCAGUGGCUGCAGUCACUGGUCCCCCAUCAGAGGCAAUGGGCAGGAACACACUGAGGCACUUUGGAUCAGUAGCAACUCCAACAGUUCGUACAGGCAAGUCCAGUGUCUGGCUGUGAUAGCCACACCUCUCCAGGCACCAGGGCAUGUGAUGUCUCUGGCCAGGCUGAUCCUGGAGUUUUGGUCUCAUUCUGGCAGAACUGAGUGAUCUGCACUCGUGCCUUGCUUUGGGGUCAGCUCUGGGCUGACUGCUAAAUUGCAACACAGUAUUAAGACAGCAAGGCUUAAUUCUGUACCAGUUGUAGUUCUGCACCAUUUGUAUUGUUAGUCUGCUUUGCACAUUCUCUCACAAAUUGUAAGACACUGAUUUCCUAAUUAAAUUAAAUUAAUUCCUUCCUUGUACCCCUUCAUUUCCACAUAGUUCAGACUUGACUGGGACCAUUUUCCAAGAUUUUGGGGCAUGUUGUGACUACCCUGUCCUCUCUCACAGCUUAAAAAUUUGUAAAUCUGAAGCUGAAAUCCUAGACAA